Perca fluviatilis (European perch) is the source of this 1148-nucleotide messenger RNA. RefSeq names its product histone H2A.Z. The coding region runs from base 133 to 519 and encodes 128 amino acids. The transcript is spliced from 5 exons. The record is from RefSeq and is a predicted model, not a curated record. NCBI's taxonomy places the organism in Eukaryota, Metazoa, Chordata, Actinopteri, Perciformes, Percidae. Gene Ontology annotation, molecular function: DNA binding; structural constituent of chromatin; protein heterodimerization activity. Gene Ontology annotation, cellular component: nucleosome.
CCCGGAUAAAGAUUGGCUAUAUUAUAGGGACAAUUGAAGGCGGGGGUUGUAGUCCAAACUAGCAGUCGGUACUUGGUAGCAAGCUACUCGAUUUUGUGCUGCAGCUUCAGAAAUUAUUUGUGGCUUUUAAAUAUGGCUGGUGGUAAGGCAGGUAAAGACUCCGGGAAGACCAAGACGAAGGCUAUCUCGCGCUCUCAGAGAGCAGGACUGCAGUUCCCAGUGGGUCGUAUCCACAGACACCUCAAGUCCCGAACCACCAGCCACGGCAGAGUGGGAGCCACUGCAGCGGUGUAUAGCGCGGCUAUUCUGGAAUACCUCACUGCCGAGGUUCUGGAGUUGGCAGGAAAUGCCUCCAAGGAUCUUAAGGUGAAGCGUAUAACCCCCCGCCACUUGCAGCUUGCCAUCAGAGGAGAUGAAGAGCUGGACUCUCUUAUCAAGGCCACUAUCGCUGGUGGAGGUGUGAUCCCUCACAUCCACAAGUCCCUGAUUGGAAAGAAGGGCCAGCAGAAGACUGUAUAAAUUGCUCUGGAAGUUGUGCCAUCUCAGGACGACAUCUGCAUUAAGUGGUUAAAUGUCUUAGAUUUAGGAGUUAUUUGUAUUGGUGAGCUUGCAUUUACUCACCUGGGGUAUUUUUUUUUUUUUUUAAAGUGGCUUCAGAGAAGCUCAUUUUUGUGUUUCUGCUUCCUUUUUUUUCUGGUGCUGCUUUUUUUAUUUUUUUUUAUUUUAUUUUUUUCCAACUUGCUUUUGUGGCAAUUCAAUGUUCAAAGUGGUGUUUUAAUAAAGCUCUAAUUGGGGCAUUUGCAGUUUGUUCUUUCAGUUCUUGCAUUUCCAUGAGCUCAAUUAUGUCUUCACUGUAGGUAUUCAGUUGGCUUCUCCAAUGUGGAUGUGUUUGGCUUUAGUGGUCUUAAUCUUCCCAGGUUGAAAGAAUCCACCUUGAUCAUCAAAACGAAAGCUACCACAUCCUGCAAGUGGAAGAGUCAUGGCAUGCUUGGAACCAUCUUAAGCAUGCAAACAUGUAGUUCCAGCCUUGUGUAGUUGCAGAAAUUGCAAAGCAUGUUUUACAUCAGUUUACCCCUGGACUGACAUGAAAUGGGGAAAACCCUGUAGUCAUUUCUGGAUUGCUGAAUAAAGACUAGACUGGCACAGUU